AUGGGUGACACUCUCGGACUGGCUCUCGGGCGUGUGGGACGCUUCUUGUCACAACAUUACUGGAACUUUGAGGCCCUAGCUGGGCUGACCGCUGAUGGCCGUCCGCUAGAGCACGCCUUAUCUUGCUUUUACGAAACCAUGAAUGGUGCUGUAUCUAGGUCUAUCUCCGUGGACUAUAAAGACAACUAUGGCCCUUUACCAUGGGAAGGCAUCUAUAGCUUAGCAGACGGCUCUGCACUAGAGGACGUUUAUGGCAUCACAGGUCCGGAUCAAGUUAUUGAUUCUAGAGCCGAGCUAAGCCUUUAUCAUCGGUAUCUCAAGAAUGGGGAUGAAGAGGAAAGUCGAGCCUUGUAUGCAGACGCUGGGGCCAAGUUCUUUCAUGCGUGGAAGCGUUUUAACAAGCUCUCGUCGCCAACGAUGACACCAGCAGGAAUCCCUGGGAUUUCCGACGUUCGCAUCAAUUUCCAUAAGACAGAAAGGUUUGCAACAGACUUCGCUGCACCAAACUCAACGUCUCCUUUUGCGCUUGAGCUUCCUAGAGCAAAUUUGAGUCAAUCAGAGGUCCCCUCAGAUUACUUCAACGAGGCAUCUACCACGGGGAAUACGCACGCUAUCCUAUCGUCUAUUUAUGAUAUUGCUAUGAAACAGUUGGAAAAGUGUGAUAGGCUGGACUGUUUGGUCCUGUUCUUGGCAUCGGAUACUCACUGGGGAACUGUCCUCACAGAUAUCCUGGAUGAGAUCUUGCCAGAAGUGCCGCGCACAUCAGCUUUACUCUAUGAUAUCAUCGAUUAUAAGUCUCCAAAUGAGCCGUCACCCCUUGUUUGUCCGAAUCCUCUUCUGGCUUCUAAACGCAGAAAAUGCUCUCAGAUGUCACUGUGGCACAACAUAGCUGACCGUCUAAGCUCAUAUGCCCUACUACCUCUUUCAUAUGCAAGCAUCAGCAACUAUUUUCGGAAUGCAUGCGCAUCCGAAGUGGACAUAGAGACACCAGGUGCUGCUGAAAAUGGGCUACGGGGUAAUAGGCAGGCAUGUUUAACUGAUGCUAGUGCUGUUAUGUCCUUGGCCGUUCAUAGUUUUGUGCGUCAGGCUCGGACACACACGUAUCGGCUCAGUAAUGUGGUGGACGGACUUGUCCCAGUUUCUUAUGGUAAUAUCUUGGCAACCGGUUUGAAUAUUUCUCUCACUGGGGGCUUCUAUGAGCACACACUAGAUCUCAGUGGGUUGGUAGCUGCUUAUCUCCAAAGCCCGAUAGACUCCUCUUUCGCUGCUGCGCGGAGCUUCUGCAUAGACCCUCUGGAUCUCAGCGCAAAACCACGUGGGUGGGUAAACUCCUACGUCAAGCAGUAUGCCGAGCUCUUCCGACAGCCCAUUAUACGAAAUAGUCGCGGUCUUCUAUUGAGAGGGCCUGUUCUUCAACUUCCAGACGCCUUUCCCCACAUUUUCACUCAGCGCUGUGGACUCUCAUACAGAACAGAGCUGCCGAUAGCAGUGGAACUACGCAACACGCCGUACUAUUAUGCAAAUCUGUGUGCCACUGAGAAGUUAAUACAAGGGAGAUCAUCUUUUCGUGACGAUAACUUGGAGCUAGAGGAUACUCUUCAGUACCUCUGUGUCCUGAAGGAUGUUUAUAAACCAUCGAGACACCUUGCUGGAAUACAGAUAAGCGACGACCGCAGCGGUAGUGAGCAAUAG
Molecule: messenger RNA, 1692 nt
Organism: Giardia duodenalis
Lineage: Eukaryota; Fornicata; Diplomonadida; Hexamitidae
Exons: 1
Coding region: 1-1692 (563 amino acids)
Cellular component (GO): cytoplasm
Source: RefSeq, a predicted model, not a curated record